CUAACACAUAGAACAUCAUGACCAUAAAUUUUUGCAUCGUAAAUCUUUUUUGCGUCGGACUUUUGAUCACGUUUGGAGCUACUGAUAAUGUUACAUCAACACUGAAAAAACGAGAUACGAUUCUGAUAGGAAAUCUUAUUUUUAGCUCAUAUGGAUUCUUAAAUGACGCAUGCAAGUUCGCAGAGCAGGCGGUUUUGGAUGUCAAUAAUGCCGCUAACUUGUUUCCCUUAUUCAGACUGGAGCUGGAUCAAUGUUUACCAAACGACUCUGUGGUGGGCGUGAACACAAAAUUGUGGGAUUAUAUCUACAGGGGACAUGAUACACCCUUUAUAUUAAUCCCUUGGAUUGACGAAGACACGACGAUACCAGUCUGCGCUGUGUGGGGGUGUAUAGUGAAUUCUAUUGGUAUGCAAUCGGAUUUUGACGCCAAAACGUAUAAAUACUACACCAAGGCAGUUGCUGAAAACUCUGAUGUUUCUUUAGUUUUCGAUGCGAUUAUACAGCAUUUUAAGUGGGAAAAGAUGGGAAUAAUAACAGCCAAUAAUGACAUAAUGCCUAAUGCCGCUAGUGUGUUCAGGGAGAAACUAGCUGAACGAAAUAUAGAAUCAUACGCUGACGUUUUGUUCGCAAGUGAAUCACAUGACGUACCCGAUGUUAUUUGGGAACCAUUGAAGGGCCUUAGGAUAUUUGUCUCGUUUGCGCUUUUGGAGGUGGACUUUGCAAAGGUGCUGUGCAAGCUUCAUGAACUUGGACUGUACGGACGACAUCACGUGUUACUGGCCUUCUACUACCCUUUCGCAACCUUGGAUCUCAUAGAUAAGGCUAAUCAUGGGUGCAAUUCAAGUCAAGCUUUAGAAGUUCUUGAAGGAGCUAUAGUUUGUUCUCAAUUUGUUUCGACCACCCUUGGAAUAUUCACCGGUCACAGGCAUUUUUCAACGAAUAAGACAUAUGAUGAUUUGGCACAUAUUCUAAAGCCAACUACUCCCUCUACAGCAAGACAUUACCAGGCUCUGUUAUAUGACAACAUGUGGGCAAUAGCAUUGGCGAUCAAUACAACUAUUCAGAAGUAUGGCAUAGACGAAGUAAAGAAUUAUAAGCACAACAGUGACAAAAACAAAACGUUACUAGAAUCACUUUACAAAAAUCUUCUCGAAGAGGACUUUGACGGAGUGUCGGGUCUUUAG
Owenia fusiformis is the source of this 1184-nucleotide messenger RNA. Lineage: Eukaryota; Metazoa; Annelida; Polychaeta; Sabellida; Oweniidae. The record is from the annotation of a GenBank genome assembly.